GCGACGCGCCGCGCCGCGACUCGAGUUGCCUGCCACAGCGAAAAUAGAAAUAGUAACACUUGUACAAAUUGCUGGUAGCAAGCUUACCUUGGCCAUCGAUCGCGCCCUCCGUGUGUUCACAGUUCGCGUGUCAAGCCAACGUACAUUAGAGCUACACCCGUACGCCCAUACACCCGGACACCCGUAGACACGUACACCCAGACAGGACAGCAGGGCUAAGUAGGCUGGGCCGUUGUCCUUGGUUUAGUCUAGGGCUUGCAGCGCCAGGCAACGCUAUGUCUUGCGUACUGCUUGCGUCAGUCUGAGGACUGUUUGUGUUUCUGUGGUGCUUGUGCUUGUGUUUGGUUUGAUUUUUUGUUACGGUCUAAUUGUUAUGCAACCGUCAUAAGUAUAAGGCGGCAUGUCCUUACAACGUUAUGCAAUAAUCGCGGCGGUCAGUCAGCAACAGCAACACAAACAGCAGCAACAGCAACAGCAGUUGCAGCAUCCCUUGCCACACAAUGCAACAGUCAUGUCAACAUCAACAUCAACGACAGCAACAGCAACGACAGCACCGUCAGCAACAACAAUGGAUCUAAAAUCUUUAACCGUUAGUGAGGACGAGUUGCUGCAAUCCCAGGAGCUUGCCAGCAGCUCCUCGAUUACAACAUAUUACAAUGGCGGCAUGGGUCUCUACAAUCAGCAGCGCGGCAUUGGAGGCGGCAUCUCUCUGCUAAAUGGCGUCGCUGGCUCUGCCGGCAGCGGUCACAGUAGUUCAGCCGGAGGCAGUGGCUCACAGACCUAUGCGCAUGUUGUCAAUGGAAGCGUGAAUCUGCUGCUUGGCGGGUCGAUGUUAUGCCUGGUAACGACAAUACUUUGUGUGGUCUGCUAUUGUUGCCAUCGCAAUAUUAAAAAGCGUACUGAGGCCGCAUACAGGCAGCAACAGCAUCAUUGGCUGGAGAACGAUCCCAAUAUGGAAAUUUACAGCGUUGAACAGUGCUAUGAGACGUCGGGUCUGUUUCUGGGCGAUUCAACGGACGGUUUGACCACUCUGCCCACGCUUCAUCAUGAGCCACCGCCUUCGUAUGAUGCCGUUGUCUUGCACGAGCAGCAGCUGUUGCAGCAGCAACAGCAACAUCUGGAGGAGCAGCAACUGCAGCUGCAACAGCAGCAACUACUGCUGCAACGUGUGUCACCGCCGCCCGGUUAUCGCUCCACGCUGGACAUUGGCAGCGCCGAUGGACUGGCGGCCAGCAGCAGCUGCAGCAGCAGUGCCGCUGUCAAUGCCGGCGAAGUCUUGGCCAACAAGCAAUUGCAACGCACAUUGAAUGCCCAAUCAUGUUGCUCGUUGCAGCGUGCCGAAGUGGAGAACAUGUGGAAUGCAGCCGCAGCAGCGGUGGCGGCACGGAACGGCAAUUGCCUUGAGCUGGACACAUACCUGACGACGACGUCGUCAACGUCAUCGCCACCGCCACCAUUGCCGCCAGCGUUGCAGGCGCGCAAGCAGGCACAGAGCGCCCUGCGGCUAAACACAUUCGGCAGACGCUAUUUGCAGUAUAGUCAACAGCAUCAGCAGCAUCAGCAGCAGCAACAGCAGCAACAUAGCCACUACAACAGUGGCUGUCCACUGUGUGGCAAGUUCCGCUAUGCGCCCGAAGAGGAGGCGUUAACGGCAUCCCUGGAGAGCGGUCUAGAACACUUCGAUGCCAAUGACAAUGUGGCAAGUGUUGAAGAACAGUUGCAGCAACAGCAGCUACAACAGCAGCAACAAGAAAAUCAACAGCAGCAGCAACAGCAACAACAGCCGCUAGCUGCCACAGAUAGUUGCAAUCAAAUUGACAGUCGAAUUGAUGAUGAUGCAGAUACGGCAAAUGGCAAUACGCCGGACAAUACAAUUGCAGCCACAUCAGCAACUGAUGCUGAUGUUGGCACAGACGAAAAUGACAAUGCCACAGCAGCUGCAACAGCAGCAACAACAGAAGUUGCCACCGUACUGGAUAUGAGCAACAUCAAUGAGAACGGCAUCAUCAGUCUGGAUAUGAGCAAAAUCAUUGACGUAUCGGGUCUGCCCACAUACGAGGGCGCCCUCAAGCUCGAAUCCAGUGGCUAUGUGUGAAACUAAGAAAAAAUGGGAAUUUCAAUUUCAAAAUGUCCCAAAUCACGAAUGUGCUUUAUUUUCUAAGUGAUUAAGGCGUUGAGCAAACAGUUUGGAAUGUGUUGUUGUUAAUGCUUAAAUCAUGUGACCAGUGUGAUUUUUUUUCUUACAACUGGCGACAACAACUGUUUGCAAACUGAUUGCUCUUAACUCCCAAUAAGUGCAAGCUUAAACACGGUUUGCGCGAUUUUUAAUCUAAAACAAAACCCAUUAAUGAUUAGUUGUAAGCAUGCAUAUCCCAGAGAUCGUUUGCUGCAAGCAAUCUGUAAACAAAAAAAUAUCAAUAAAAUCAAAAUGUACUCGAACAUUAUA
Drosophila grimshawi is the source of this 2446-nucleotide messenger RNA. It is a transcript of the gene s-cup, whose product is annotated as GATA zinc finger domain-containing protein 10. Bases 401 to 2095 code for a protein of 564 amino acids. The record is from RefSeq and is a predicted model, not a curated record. The transcript has 4 exons. Lineage: Eukaryota; Metazoa; Arthropoda; Insecta; Diptera; Drosophilidae.